AUGCCACACCCAUUGAAGAUCAUGAGAAACAAGAGAUUCGUCAGACUAGUCAUCGCUUUCGUCUGUGUCGCUGCGAUCAUAGCCUUGUACCGAUCAGUUUCUCAUUUCAAAUGUUGUGACCUUAAAGAUUCCGAUUCGACGGGUCGGCAUGUUGCCAUGGAGACUGAGACGGGGACAGGUGUGAGAAUCUACAGGGCAGACAACUACAACUGCUCACAUCUUCUACCGUUCCGCUUGUUUGACGGGAAACUUUCCCAAAUCUGCACCUACGACCCUGACGUGGACUACAUUUCAGCAAUGAUCAAGAAAUGGCAAGGCUUUCAAUCCAAACUUAUCCGUGACAUCACGCUGGCCCUUCGUUAUGCACAAGAAAGCGAUGUGAACGAAAUCAACACCAACGUGACGUUUGUGGACCUGGGGUCAAACAUCGGGGUCUUCACCCUGACGGCAGCGAUGGCGGGCUACGAGGUGCUGGCUGUCGAUGCCUUGCGAGAGACUCUGCAGCUGAUGGUGACCUCCCUGCACCUAGCGGGUGUGACGUCACGUGUGACCGUUCUCAACAACGCUAUCUCUGACGUCAGAGAAGUCGUCAGCAUGGAGAUCGACCGCAGUAACAUGGGGGGCUCGAAGGUGAAACAAGAUAGCUGGGUCAACCAAAAUAGCAGUGACGACGAUAACGUUAACUCCAUCAACAUGAACGACCUCAUCCCCUACGUCAGGUCCCGCCGUGCUGUCGUUAAAAUGGACAUCGAGGGCUUUGAGGAGAGGGCGCUGUGGUCGGCCAGCGAGUUCUUUGAGAAGAUCGACGUUUAUUCCGUUUUGAUGGAGUGGAGCUUUCACCGAGGGGACAGCGGGCCUCCCAUCAUCCGAUUCAUGUCAAGGAGAGGGAUGCUGCCUUAUUCUGAUACCAACAAGAGUGAAGCUCUGGAUCCAGUUUCUUACAAAACCUGGCCGGAUGAUGUCGUUUUCAUCAGAUGACUUGCUCUUGAAUCAUUAUUAUCAGUGUGGUUUGAAAACCAUCUGUUUUCUGUCAUCUAUUUAGUGAUUAGUUUGAAACUUAAUUUUAGGCACUGUAAU
Pomacea canaliculata is the source of this 1077-nucleotide messenger RNA. RefSeq lists its product as uncharacterized. Lineage: Eukaryota; Metazoa; Mollusca; Gastropoda; Architaenioglossa; Ampullariidae. The transcript has a single exon. The record is from RefSeq and is a predicted model, not a curated record. Bases 1 to 978 code for a protein of 325 amino acids.